UGAGUUACGUAGUUUUAAUUAGAGGUUAGGUUCGUCCUUUGAACGGUUUGAAUGUCAUUCACUUCCCAUCAAAGUUCGUUUGAUGUGAUUCGUCCUUCGACAUUUUAGUUCAUAACUCGCGUUCAACUCUUUUUACAGCAAUCACCUCGUUCCAAUUUUUAUUUAAAGAUUGACAAUAUUUAAAGUUAGGUGCCCUCAGACACAUCCAACCUCUCUCUUUAUAUCACCCUUGAAGGAAAAAAAAAAUACUAUUCGUCGUCAAAGAUACUAUAACACAAAGAGAAUAAGGAGACUAGCGCAAAAGUUGAUAAAAAAAAAAAGAAAAGACAAUGGCUUCGAAUUGGGAAGAGUUUUACUCCUCUCAUCCACAGCCUGCAAAUUUGAGCAAAAACGAAGACUUAUUGAGAGGUUUUACUGCGCGUCAUUUGAACGGUGAUACAAGAGUUGUUCUCGUUACGAGUGGCGGAACAACUGUUCCAUUGGAACACAAUACCGUUCGCUUUGUGGAUAACUUCAGCGCAGGUACGAGAGGCUCUGCUUCCACUGAAUAUUUCCUCGAUCAUGGCUAUGCUGUCGUGUUUAUGCAUAGGGUAAAAUCUUUACAACCAUUUUCAAGGCAUUUCACUGGACAAAAAUUUUUGAAUAUGCUCGAUUUGAUCGAAACAAAGGAUGGAACUUCUGUUACUGUGACAUCGGAAAAUAUUCCAAAAAUAGCAGAUGUGUUGAGAAAAUAUAAAUCUGCGCUAGCAAAUGGAAAAUUACUCGAAUUGAGUUUUACAACUGUUUACGAAUACCUUUGGUUGCUAAGAUCUGCUUGUCAGAUUUUAGCACCUUUGAAAGAAAAGUGUAUCCUAUACCUGGCAGCCGCAGUAUCUGACUUUUACAUUCCACCUAAUGAAAUGUCGGUACAUAAAAUUGCUUCGACUAAACCCCAGACUAUAUCUCUUCAACUGGUACCAAAAAUACUAGCUCCUUUGGUGAGCCUCUGGGUUCCUAACGCCUUCGUAGUAUCUUUCAAAUUGGAAACGAACAAGGAUCUAUUAAUUGAUAAGGCCAGAGAGGCUCUCAAUAAGUACAAACACAAAUUGGUCAUUGCUAAUAUGCUUCAAAAUUAUAGACAAAAGGUAACGCUGGUAACUCAACAAAGCAGCUAUGUAAUUGAACUUACGACAGAACAGUCGCGUAUUGGAGAGGAAAUAGAAAUGUAUAUAGUGAAAAAUAUUCUUGAUAAACAUGAGGAAUUUAUUGCUGAUCGUAGUGGGAGGAGUUGAUGGUUUAAAGUAACAUGUCACUAUAAAAUGAUAGUAGUCAAUUCUUAUACUGCAUAAAGAAAUUGUGGUAUUAUGACACCUUUUUUUAUACAAUUUUUGCGACAAGAUUAUUCAAAUCGUCAGUAUAAUUUGUUACAUAUUGUAGAGCUAAUCUUUAUUUAUACUAUUUAUUAUGCAACAGUUCCCUUACAGUACUGACAGUAAGGUUGAAAAAAUUCUGUAAAAAUAUUUUUAUUAUUAUGUUAUUAUGAUGUUGUCUUCAAGACUACAAAAUUUUAGAAAUAUCGAUUACCAUUUAUUUUCCGUUUCAAAGACUGGCUUUCAUGGCAUUAAUUUUUUCUGCUACGUGUUUAUCUGCAGGCCCACAUUGAGCCACUACAAAUUCCAACGCUGAUUGGUCCUUCUGUUCUAAUGCUAU
Neodiprion virginianus is the source of this 1689-nucleotide messenger RNA. Its product is annotated as phosphopantothenate--cysteine ligase-like. The transcript has 6 exons. The coding region runs from base 330 to 1271 and encodes 313 amino acids. Gene Ontology annotation, molecular function: phosphopantothenate--cysteine ligase activity. Lineage: Eukaryota; Metazoa; Arthropoda; Insecta; Hymenoptera; Diprionidae. The record is from RefSeq and is a predicted model, not a curated record. Gene Ontology annotation, biological process: coenzyme A biosynthetic process. Gene Ontology annotation, cellular component: cytoplasm; nucleus.